GAUACCCCCCUUUUCGUUCUUUCCCUCUCGAACGGUGGAUACCUUUUACCAUUUCUAGGUCUAAACCUCUGAGAACUCAAAAGUACAUCACCUUUCCUAGUUCCCGCACCAAAUCACCGCAAAGACUUGACCUCGGUUCCAGUCCAGAAUAGGAAAGGGAAAAAAAAAUGGCAGUCAACCUCCACCCCGGCACCAAUGGCACCAAUGGUACCGCCAACGACGAUUUCACCGUCAAGGCCGGCCUGGCCCAGAUGCUCAAGGGCGGCGUGAUCAUGGACGUGACGAGCGCUGCCGAGGCUCGCAUCGCCGAGGAAGCCGGCGCCGUCGCUGUCAUGGCCCUGGAGCGCAUCCCGUCCGACAUCCGCAAGAUGGGCGGCGUGGCGCGCAUGUCGAACCCCAAGAUGAUCCAGGAGAUCCAGGCGGCCGUCACGAUCCCCGUCAUGGCCAAGGCCCGCAUCGGGCACGUGGUCGAGUGCCAGAUCCUCGAGGAGCUCGGGGUCGAUUACAUCGACGAGAGCGAGGUGCUCACGCCCGCCGACGACAAGUACCACGUGCAAAAGUCCGAGUUCAAGAUCCCCUUCGUCUGCGGCUGCCGCAACCUGGGCGAGGCCCUCCGCCGCAUCAAGGAGGGCGCCGCCAUGAUCCGCACCAAGGGCGAGGCCGGCACCGGCGACAUCGUCGAGGCCGUCAAGCACAUCCGCACCGUCAACGCCGAGAUCGCCCGGGCCAAGGCCGCCCUCGCCGCCGAGGGCGACCUGGGCAUCGCGGCGAUGGCCCGCGAGAUCGGCUGCGACGCGGCGCUGCUGAAGCAGACCGCCGAGCUGGGCCGGCUCCCCGUCGUCAACUUCGCCGCCGGCGGCGUCGCCACCCCGGCCGACGCCGCCCUCAUGAUGCACCUGGGCUGCGACGGCGUCUUCGUCGGCAGCGGCAUCUUCAAGGACGCCGAGACGCCCGAGCACGCCGCCAGGCGCGCCCGCGCCAUCGUCAAGGCCACGGCGCAGUACAAGGACAAGAAGGCCCUGAUCGAGGCUAGCAUCGAGCACGGGGAGGCCAUGAAGGGCAUUAGCAAUGCCGGUCUGAAGCCCGAGGAGAAGAUGGCCGGCCGCGGUUGGUAAUAAAAACUCUGCGGCGGUCGGAAGUGGGGAGGCCGGGGAAUGUGAAUUCGACGUCUGAGGACAUGGAUUCGGACUAUUAACGUAUUAAUGGAUAGCCCGUCAAACCAUCCGUGGGCUUGGCUCUCUCCAAAACGCGCAGGGAUGAUGAUGUUAGACGGAUCUGAGGCAGGUUAUAUUUGAGGACUUUUUCAAAAUAGCAUUGUUAGUGAAGCUUUCCGGCUGAUUUUUCUCAACAAUUAUGAGGCACAGAAUAAAAAGGGACCAAGCAGCAUCUGUAACAGCGGG
Molecule: messenger RNA, 1400 nt
Organism: Thermothelomyces thermophilus ATCC 42464
Lineage: Eukaryota; Fungi; Ascomycota; Sordariomycetes; Sordariales; Chaetomiaceae
Exons: 1
Coding region: 168-1115 (315 amino acids)
Biological process (GO): pyridoxine biosynthetic process; amino acid metabolic process; pyridoxal 5'-phosphate biosynthetic process
Molecular function (GO): amine-lyase activity
Source: RefSeq, a predicted model, not a curated record